Molecule: messenger RNA, 789 nt
Organism: Copidosoma floridanum
Lineage: Eukaryota; Metazoa; Arthropoda; Insecta; Hymenoptera; Encyrtidae
Product: serine protease 45-like
Source: RefSeq, a predicted model, not a curated record
AUGGGUCUUACCAAAAUAUUGUCAAUAAUUAUAGUGAUUCAAGUUGCCAUAGCUCACAAGAUUGCUAAAAAAGGAGAAUUUUCGUUUAUGAUAUCUGUUCAAAAAUCGCACAGGCAUGUAUGUAGUGGUGUACUCAUCAGAGAGAACUAUGCUUUGACGGCCGCUAGCUGUGUAUCAGAUAAUAUUACUCAGUACUCCAUCAAGGUUGGUGCACUCAUGACUUACGAUGAUAGUUAUGGUGUGCAGAUCAUUUCAAUUGCCAGGAUUAUUAUUCAUCCAGGGUAUGGGCCGAGUAACACAUCCAUGCAUGACAUAGCUAUUUUGCAGUGGAAACCAAAAUCCAAUCGAUACACGAUUAUCAAUUUGCCUCAGCCCAAUGAAAGUGUCAACGUAAUGAAAAAAAGUAGGAUCAUUAAUUACAGAAUGUGUGAAUUAAAAGAAUUCGAGGUUGACCGACUGAAGUAUUUUAUAGCUUUUGCAAUAAGAAAUAAAAAAUGUGCAGCUAAAUUGAGAAAACGAAAUAAUCUAUAUGCACAGAAGAGGAUUAACGAAACAGCUACUGCACUGCAUAAAUCGCUGUUCUGUGCCACUGGAAAGAAAAAAGUUUUAUAUUAUACAAUUGAGGGCGAUUUUGGUUAUCCUUUGAUCCAACAGUAUAAAAAAAAGCCUGUAUUGGUUGGACUUGCUUCUGCAGUUUCGCCUCAUAAUCGAAGAGUCAAACACUUUAUUUUCACUCAAAUUUCAUUACAUGUCAAUUGGAUUAACAAGGCAAUCAAUUCUGAUCAUUAA